CAGUGAGCGUUGGUCAGUGUUCCAGAACAGAGGUGUUAGGCGAUUUCUUGAAGACUGGCUUGUGUCCAUGCUUUCACAGUGAUGCUUAGAUGCUAGUUUAACAUGCAUAAAAUCAUGUUUAUCAAAUGAACACUGUAUUAGAUAUCACUGAUGUAAAGACAGACAGCUUAUGACGUCCCUUUACGUUUAAUCAAAUGAAAUAACGGAAGAAAAGGCGUUAUUCGCAAGAUUAUUGUGGGAAACGAGACAGUCACCAUGUCACUCGGUCGAAUGCAUAUUAAUCGUCACCUGAGUUGUAAGCUACAGGCACCAUGACUUCAGUUAAACAUCUGAGUUCCGCCGAGCGUCGAGGGGCUUACCGAGAGCGCUCACGGAGCCAACCGCCCCCCUCCCGUCCGAAUUCCACGGCCCGUCAGAGUUUCACGAAUGGAGAGGUGAUGGCAGUUGGCCCUGCCAAAUCUAGAAGAGGCAGCGACUGGGGCAUCCAUGGCGUGGGCAGGAGGAGAUUUCAUUCGGCCAAAAUGGAUGAGCUCCGGAGAGCAAGUCGAAGGUCCAUAAGCUCCGCAGUGUCUUCGUGCUCGACGACGCGCACCGUUGAGGCCUUCACUCCUGCAUCUCGCAUGAGGGGCGCCGUGGUGGCGGGACCCCCGAAAUUAGGGGUCUUUCGCCCCCGCCCUUCCUCGCCGACCACCUUCAGGAGAAUGUACGAGAGGGGAGACGUUCCGGUGACCUUGCAUCACGAUCACCACGGUCACACCCUGCGGUGGAAGGUUGACAUAGAAAAGCUCGACUACCACCACUACCUGCCCCUCUUCUUCGACGGUCUUCGAGAGACGAGUCAUCCCUACGACUUCUUCAGCAGGGCCGGCAUAAGGGAUCUCCUGAGUAGAGGAGGCGACAAGAUCCUGCCGGUCAUUCCACAGCUCAUCCUACCCAUCAAAAGUGCUCUAAACACGCGUGACGUUCGGGUCAUCUGCACGGUUCUCAAAGUGCUGCAGGAACUAGUGAUUUCAGCCCCUCUUGUCGGAGAGGCUCUGGUUCCUUAUUACAGGCAAAUCUUACCCACGCUCAACCUUUUCAAGCACAAAAACGUCAACUCGGGCGAUGAGAUCGACUACUCCCAGCAGAGACGAGAGAACCUGGGAGACCUCAUCCAGGAGACUCUCGAGAUAUUGGAGCGGCACGGAGGGCGUGACGCCUACAUCAACAUCAAGUACAUGGUCCCAACCUAUCAGUCUUGUGUCAUGAACUGAAACAGCGGCACCCUAGACUCGGAGAGGAGUCUCCCGCCAUUUUAGUUUUCUGUAAAAGGAAAAUAUUGAGAUGACUAUUUGUCUGUCUGUCCGCACUUUUUCCUUUCCGCCCUCAGAUCUUAAAAACUACUGAGGCUAGAGGGCUGCAAAUUAGUAUGUUGAUCAUUCACACUCCAAUCAUCAAACAUACCGAUUUGCAGACAUCUAGACUCAGUAGUUUUCAUUUUAUUCAGAGUUAAAGCUAGCCAUAAUCGUGCGUCUGGCAACGAUAUAGGAAAGGCCACUACCGAGCAGUGGUUAACGAUUCAUGGGCCGCGGCUCAUACAGCCUCGUACCGAGGCCACUGGAAGAUAAAUCUGUUUUCGGUGGGCUUGAUUAUACGCUGUACAGAAAACUCGAUUGAAUUUUUUCUUUUGUUUUCCUUCUCUGUGUCCCCUUUCAUUCUUGCCUGCGUCAGAUAUGGACAAUUAAUGUGUCCUCCCGUUGGCCUUGGAGUAUAUAUAGUGUUCAAACUGAGAAUAUUGAUGUGGGAUCAUUUUCUCGAAUAAGUGCGUCGAUAUUUAAAGGUCAUCAUGUGAAUAUCCGUGAUUGUUAUGCAAAUGUAAAUAUGUAAUUUUUGAGUUGCAGUAUGUUGUGUUAGUUAUUCAUUAUAUUCUCAUAUAUUCGCGUUUCGUCCUAAGCUAAGUGCACUAUGUAUAACUGACCAAAUUAUAGUGUCGUUUAAUAUAUGUAUGUAUUUAAACGCAUAUAUACAUAUAUGUGUAGUCUCACCUCUUAAGUAAAAUAAGGAGAUGAAAGGCAUACAUACUAUACUAGAAAGCCAGAUUCAUAUAUGAUGUUUAUUUACCCAAUACUGAGUAAUAAGAAGUCAGUUUUCAGUUAAGUGGUUGAUUGGAGACAGAUACUUCUCAGAGUACAAAGUUACGUCAUAUCAAUGAUCAGUGAAUCUGCAAUGUUAGCAGUUUGUUUACUGUUCAAACCCUUCUCCUAAUUUUUGAGUUUUGGUACAAAAUGAAAACAAAAUCCGUUAUUAUUGGCCAUAAAAUAUUUAUUUGUUAUUGUACCUUUGUUAUUGUUACUAAUUUAAAUAUGGAUUUAUUUGUGUUGGUAUAUCAUAAUAUUGUUUCAUGUGUCUUUCCCAAGUCUAUUACUGCUCUGUAUCCAUGUUGACAUUACGUGGACUGUAACCAUUACAAGGAAAAAUAUCGUA
Messenger RNA from Macrobrachium nipponense, 2463 nucleotides. RefSeq names its product parkin coregulated gene protein homolog. Gene Ontology annotation, molecular function: Hsp70 protein binding; Hsp90 protein binding. NCBI's taxonomy places the organism in Eukaryota, Metazoa, Arthropoda, Malacostraca, Decapoda, Palaemonidae. The record is from RefSeq and is a predicted model, not a curated record. The transcript is spliced from 6 exons. Bases 312 to 1253 code for a protein of 313 amino acids.